Messenger RNA from Periophthalmus magnuspinnatus, 2782 nucleotides. RefSeq names its product aldehyde dehydrogenase 18 family, member A1 (gene aldh18a1). Lineage: Eukaryota; Metazoa; Chordata; Actinopteri; Gobiiformes; Gobiidae. Bases 167 to 2500 code for a protein of 777 amino acids. The record is from RefSeq and is a predicted model, not a curated record. Gene Ontology annotation, cellular component: cytoplasm; mitochondrion. The transcript has 18 exons. Gene Ontology annotation, molecular function: glutamate 5-kinase activity; glutamate-5-semialdehyde dehydrogenase (NADP+) activity; ATP binding.
ACUCUUAUCAAUUUAGGAAACACCUUGUAAAUUUUAAAAAACUGACUUGAAGGAAAGGCAAAGACACGGGUCAAUAUAAAUCAGGCUGGGAGUCAUCGCAAGAGCUUGCUUUUAUUUGCUAACAUUUCUACUGGUCCUGGACACUUAGCAAAUAACAACAUUAACCAUGCUGCUUCCGAGGCUGACAGUGUGUUCAAAGAUCCCAGAGCAAACUAAAGUAUGCUGCUUUUUCAAAAGAUCUCUGAUGCAAGGAUACGCCCAUGGGACGUCCAUUGCUCAUCGCAGUGAGCUUCGUCACGCCAAAAGGAUAGUUGUGAAGUUGGGCAGUGCAGUGGUCACCCGAGGAGAUGAGUGUGGCCUGGCUCUGGGCAGACUUGCCUCCAUUGUGGAACAGGUGGCCAUGCUGCAGAAUCAAGGCCGAGAGAUGAUGAUAGUCACCAGUGGAGCCGUGGCCUUUGGAAAACAAAGAUUAAGACAUGAAAUCCUGCUUUCUCAGAGUGUGCGUCAGGCGCUACACACGGGACACAACCAGCUCAAAGACAUGUCACUCCCAGUUCUAGAGGCCCGUGCCUGUGCUGCUGCUGGACAGAGUGGCCUGAUGGCUCUGUAUGAAGCCAUGUUCACGCAGUACAGCACAUGCACUGCACAGGUCCUUGUCACUAACCUUGAUUUCCAUGACGACCAGAAGAGACAGAAUCUGAACAGUACUCUACAGGAGCUGCUGAGGAUGAACAUUGUGCCCAUCAUCAAUACUAAUGACGCCGUGGUGCCCCCUCCGGAGCCCAACAGCGACCUGCAUGGGGUAAAUGUGAUCAGCAUUAAGGAUAAUGACAGUCUGGCAGCACGCCUGGCUGUGGAGAUGAAGGCUGACCUCCUCAUCGCCCUCUCUGAUGUUGAAGGUCUCUAUAACAGCCCCCCUGGGACAGAUGACGCUAAGCUUAUUGACAUCUUUUACCCUGGAGACCAACAGUCGAUCACCUACGGUACCAAGUCACGAGUGGGCAUUGGAGGCAUGGAGGCUAAGGUGAAAGCUGCUCUCUGGGCUCUGCAGGGUGGCACCUCAGUGGUCAUAGCCAAUGGCACCCAUCCUAAAGUGACGGGUCAUGUGAUCACAGACAUUGUAGAGGGGAAAAAAGUGGGCACGUUCUUCUCAGAGAUCAAGCCGGCAGGACCAACUGUGGAGCAACAGGCUGAAAUAGCACGUAACUCAGGAAGAAAUCUGGCCUCUUUGCAUCCAGACCAGCGGAGUGAGAUCAUCUGCCAGUUAGCCGAGCUGUUGACAGAGAGGAAGGACGAGAUCCUGGCUGCCAACAAAAUGGACGUGGAGCUGGCUGUCACUGCAGAGCACAUGGCCCCUGCCAUGCUGAACCGCUUGAGCCUGUCUCCAGCCAAACUCAACAGUCUGGCAAUAGGUCUGCGGCAGAUCGCAGUGGCGGCCCAGGACAGUGUGGGGCGGGUGCUGCGUCGGACCAGAGUCGCCCAUAAUUUGGAGCUGGAGCAGAUCACCGUUCCCAUCGGAGUCCUGCUCGUCAUCUUUGAGGCCCGGCCCGACUGUUUGCCACAGGUGGCUGCGUUAGCCAUAGCUAGUGGCAAUGCCCUCUUGUUGAAGGGAGGAAAAGAAGCUGCCAAUACAAAUCGUGUCCUGCACCAGCUCACACAGGAAGCUUUGUGUAUACAUGGAGUCACAGAGGCUGUACAAUUGGUGAGUACUCGUGAAGAGGUAGAGGACCUGUGUCGACUGGACAAAUUGAUAGACCUGAUUAUCCCGCGGGGGUCAUCCCAGCUGGUGCGGGACAUCCAGUACGCAGCUAAAGGCAUCCCAGUGCUCGGGCACAGCGAGGGAGUCUGCCAUGUUUAUGUGGAUGCAGAUGCCAGUGCGGAUAAAGUCCUCAAAAUUGUUCAAGAUUCAAAAUGCGAUUACCCAGCUGCCUGUAAUGCAAUGGAGACUUUGCUGAUCCACCGAGACCUUCUGAGGACCCCAGUUUUUGACCAGAUUAUUGGUACUCUGCGAACAGAAAGCGUGAAGAUCCAUGCAGGGCCACGGUUUGCCUCGUACUUGACAUUCAGUCCGUCUGAAGCCAAAUCCCUGAGAACAGAAUACGGAGACCUGGAGUGCUGUGUGGAGGUGGUGGACAGCAUGCAGGAGGCAGUGGACCAUAUUCACAAAUACGGCAGCUCCCACACUGAUGUCAUAAUUACAGAAAAUGAGGACACAGCAGAGCAGUUUCUGCAGCAAGUUGACAGUGCUUGUGUUUUCUGGAACGCUAGCUCCAGAUUUGCUGAUGGUUAUCGCUUUGGACUGGGAGCUGAGGUGGGCAUCAGCACGGCCCGUAUUCACGCCCGGGGCCCUGUGGGGCUGGAGGGACUGCUCACCACUAAGUGGGUGCUGAGGGGGGAGGGACACACGGCCGCAGACUUCUCUGAACAGGGCACUAUGGAGUACCUGCAUGAAAAUCUGCCCGUCAGCCCCCCGCUGGCCAGUCAUAGGGACAGCAACUAAACACACAGUGGACUCCCAGUGGGACAGGUUUACAGCAGAAGGUAUGGGCCCUGUGGGGCUUGUUAAAAGAACUGUUUAGAACAGUCUAAGCACAACACAGGACAAGAUUUAGGUGGAACAUUGUUAAAACAAGUUCUUACUGUUAGAUUCUACCUCAUACAACAAUACAUUUAAAUAACUGCUAUCAAUAAUGAGCAAGGAAAUGUUUACAGUUAAAUUGCACAGAGGUAGAAGCAAAUUUUGGAGACUAUUUUGAAUAAUUUCUUAUCACCAAAAGACGGU